UGAGCUGAAAAGAAACAAAAGAAACGAAGCAGAAGUGAAGUCCUGAACAAACUAAUCCUUACACUUGAUGUAUUUAUGAAACUGCAGCACAUCGCCAAGUCAAUUGAGCUGUUCAGUUUUACUUCUUGAUGUUCAGUAGAAUCUUGGGACACAGAUGAAUUGAUUGGAGACGAGCGAAAAUGUCUUUCGCUGAAUUUAUCCAGCAAAGCGAAGACAGGGAUGGCGUGAGGCUGACAUGGAACGUCUGGCCCUCAUCGCGGCUGGAAUCGACAAGAAUUGUCAUUCCACUUGGUGCUAUGUACCAGCCGUUGAAGGACAGACCGCAAUUCCCUGUUGUAGCGUAUGAGCCUGUGAUGUGCACGCGCCAAACGUGUAGAGCUGUUCUUAACCCGUUCUGUCAAAUUGAUUAUCGUGCAAAGCUCUGGGUCUGCAAUUUCUGUCACCAGCGUAAUGCGUUCCCACAGCACUAUCAAGCAAUCACUGCUGAGCACCAGCCAGCCGAGAUCAUCGGCGGAUAUUCGUCUAUUGAGUACACUGUACAGCAACGAGCACCACUACCGCUGGUCUACCUAUUUGUCGUGGAUCUAUGUUUGGAUGAUGAUGAUCUUCAGGCACUGAAGGAGUCUCUUCAGAUGUCUCUGUCUCUUCUUCCUCCAACUGCAUUAGUUGGCUUGGUUACAUAUGGCAAGAUGGUGCAUGUUCAUGAACUGGGCUCAGAAGGUAUUGCGAAGAGCUUUGUAUUUCAUGGCAAGAAAGAUUACACGGUGAAGCAGGUCCAGGAGUAUCUCAACCUCUCCGGCGGCGCUGGUGCUAAGGCCCCUAACCAGCCCACUGCACAGCAGCCACAGGGACAACAGCCGCAACAUCAACCCUCCUCGUACCGAUUCUUGCAACCAGUUCAGCAGUGCGAUAUGAACUUGACAGAUCUGAUUAGUGAACUGCAGGCAGACCCGUGGCCGGUACCGACCGGAAAGAGACCCGACAGGUCCUCCGGUGCUGCACUAUCGGUUGCACUGAGUCUACUGGAGUGCACGUAUCCUAAUGUCGGUGGACGCAUCAUGAUGUUUGUCGGUGGUCCAGCCACACAAGGCCCAGGCAUGGUCGUGUCCAACGACUUGAAGGAGACGAUUCGCACACAUCAUGAUGUCGAGAAAGACAACUGCCGCUACAUGAAGAAGUCAUUGAAGCACUUCAAUCAACUAGCUCAGCGUGCUUCUACCAAUGGCCAUGUUGUAGACCUGUUUGCUUGUUCUCUGCGACAACCGGGUCUCCAUGAAAUGGCUGCGGUAUGCGACUUGACAGGUGGUCAUAUGAUCCUCGGUGAUUCGUUUGACACGUCCUUGUUCAAGCAGUCGUUCCAGCGAGUUUUCCUGAAGGAUGCUCAAGGCCACUUGAAAAUGGCACUUGGCGCUCAGCUGGAAGUCAAGGUCAGCCGGGAGUUGAAGAUCAAGGGAGCCCUCGGUCCUCUUGUGUCCCUCGGGCGAAAAGGUGGCAGUGUUGCAGAUGAGGAGGUUGGUGUUGGAGGCACCAGCGCAUGGAAGCUGUGUGGACUAGAUGACCGGACGACGGUUGGUGUCUUCUUUGAAGUUGUCAACCAGCAUGCGACACCCAUUCCGCAAGGCCAACUCGGCGCAAUUCAGUUCAUCACAACGUAUCAGCAUUCCAGUGGACAGCGUCGGAUACGUGUCACAACUGUGGCGCGCAACUGGGCAGAUGGCACAAUGCUGCAGCAGAUUGGUUCCGGGUUUGACCAGGAGUGUGCUGCCGUCAUGAUGGCUCGUGUUGCAGUCAGCAAGGCUGAGCAUGGCGAAGGACCAGACGUACUCCGCUGGUUGGAUCGCACUCUCAUUCGCAUGUGCCAGAAGUUUGGCCAGUACAACAAGGAUGAUCCGAAUUCUUUCCGCAUUGAGAAUCACUUCAGUCUAUACCCACAGUUCGUAUUCCAUCUGCGGCGUUCGCAGUUCCUGCAAGUAUUUAACAACAGUCCUGAUGAAACAGCGUUUUAUAGGAACAAGUUGAAUCGUGAGGAUGUGACAUCAUGCCUCAUUAUGAUCCAGCCUGUCUUAUACGCGUACUCCUUCAGUGGGCCGCCAGAGCCGGUUCUCUUGGACAGUGCAAGCAUCAAGAAGGAUAGAAUUCUGCUGCUGGACAGCUUUUUCCAUAUCCUGAUCUUCCACGGCGAGACGAUUGCUGCAUGGCGGAAAGCAAAGUAUCAAGACCAGCCCAACUACGAGAACUUCAAGCAGCUGCUGCAGGCACCCGUAGAUGAUGCACAGGAAAUCUUGCGCAAUCGAUUCCCCGUCCCUCGCUACAUUGACUGUGAUGAAGGCGGCAGUCAGGCACGCUUCUUACUAACACGCGUCAACCCAAGUGCCACGCCCAACACUUCAGGUCCAUGGGGACAACAGCAGGAGGGAGGUGCUGCUGUGCUGACUGAUGACGUGAGCUUGCAAGUUUUUAUGGAGCAUUUGAAGAAGCUGGCAGUUGAUGGCCAGUAAGAAGUUGAUGGUGUGUGAUGGUGACCUAUGUAUUCACAGACUUUAUGUUUUCGCCUUCGUCGCUAUCGCUGUCGUCAUUGCUGUUGUUGUUGUCGUUGCCGUUGUCGUUGUUGUUGUUUGCCAUAGCGUUCUUCUAUCGUUUUUUUAUAGGUUUUCUAUUGGAAAUAGUACUCGUCUCUCUUAAUUUUUCAAAUGUUUAUUUCAUUUCAUGCUACUGCGUUGACCAACUACUGCCAUGUAUUCUAGAUGUCUAAGGACUUCCAUUUUGAAGAUGUUGUUGUGCCUGCCCUCAAGCGAGUGAGUGGAUUGGUAGCAUGUUGAUUGCGGUGAUAACGCGCAACAGUCCUGCUCACUACUGAGCCCGUGUGUGUGAAAUGUACUUCAGCAAUUUAUUUUCAUUAUAAUUCAUUUGUACCAAGAGUACAUGACUCCACGAGUGGAUAACUCCGUUGGGUAGUGAUCUCAUCAAGAUUCUUCUUCUACACCGUCAGAUCUCUCUGAGCUCUGCAUUUUCUCAAUCACAAAAAAAGUUCGUGAUGCAAGGAAUGACGACUACACCAUA
Molecule: messenger RNA, 3060 nt
Organism: Sycon ciliatum
Lineage: Eukaryota; Metazoa; Porifera; Calcarea; Leucosolenida; Sycettidae
Product: protein transport protein Sec23A-like
Exons: 20
Coding region: 180-2498 (772 amino acids)
Biological process (GO): intracellular protein transport; endoplasmic reticulum to Golgi vesicle-mediated transport; COPII-coated vesicle cargo loading
Cellular component (GO): COPII vesicle coat; endoplasmic reticulum exit site
Molecular function (GO): GTPase activator activity; zinc ion binding
Source: RefSeq, a predicted model, not a curated record